Molecule: messenger RNA, 564 nt
Organism: Cantharellus anzutake
Lineage: Eukaryota; Fungi; Basidiomycota; Agaricomycetes; Cantharellales; Hydnaceae
Product: 60S ribosomal protein L7
Exons: 3
Coding region: 147-503 (118 amino acids)
Biological process (GO): maturation of LSU-rRNA from tricistronic rRNA transcript (SSU-rRNA, 5.8S rRNA, LSU-rRNA)
Cellular component (GO): cytosolic large ribosomal subunit
Molecular function (GO): structural constituent of ribosome; RNA binding
Source: RefSeq, a predicted model, not a curated record
UAGAAGCGCAGCCGAGACUUUACUUCGUCGUCCGUGUCAAGGGUAUAAACAAAAUAGCACCCAAACCCAAAAAAGUGCUUCAACUUUUCCGUCUUCGCCAAAUCAACAACGGUGUUUUCAUCAAAGUCAACAAGGCAACCCAGAACAUGCUGCGACUGAUAGAACCAUUCGUUACAUAUGGUGAACCCAACCUCAAGUCAGUUCGCGACUUGAUCUACAAACGUGGUCAUGGCAAGGUCAACGGUCAGCGCGUGCCAUUAACAUCGAACAGCAUCAUCGAGAAGAAUCUGGGACAGUACAACAUCCUCUCGGUUGAAGAUCUCGUUCACGAGAUUGUCACCAUUGGCCCCAACUUUAAAGAGGCUGCUAACUUCCUGUGGCCAUUCAAACUUUCUAACCCCAAUGGCGGGUGGAGGAGGAGGAAGUUCAAGAACUACGUUGAAGGUGGUGACACAGGCAACAGGGAGAAUGAUAUCAACAACCUCAUCCACAAAAUGAACUGAAUGCAAACUAUGUUGUUACGCUCAUUUUUGCUACUUGCAUACUAUGCAACAUUCCUGCUCG